Lindgomyces ingoldianus is the source of this 1854-nucleotide messenger RNA. RefSeq lists its product as uncharacterized. The record is from RefSeq and is a predicted model, not a curated record. The coding region runs from base 1 to 1854 and encodes 617 amino acids. The transcript has 4 exons. NCBI's taxonomy places the organism in Eukaryota, Fungi, Ascomycota, Dothideomycetes, Pleosporales, Lindgomycetaceae.
AUGAAGAGAAUAAAAUCAACCUGGGCUCUAGCCCUCCUUCUCUCCGCAGUCACUGUAUCCGCUGAACCGGGACCUUCCCUCAACCUCAAAGCCUUGAACCCCAACCUCCGCGACCGUAAGAUCGAAAACCUGCACAUGGGCAACGUCAUCGACGUGCAUCCGCACAAACAAAGGUCCAACAUCGCAAACAUAGGCACCCUUGACAUCUCUCCGGAUGACCAUGCCAGCGGAAAGCGCUCGAACAUCGCACACAUCGGUGGUGGAGGAGGCCUAGAUGCGAAAGUAAAUGUGGGCGGUGUAGGCCAGGGUAUUAACGUCGCGGACCUAGGAAACUUUGGAAACGGGCAAAAUCAAAACCAAGGAAAUGGACAUGGUCAAGCGGGAGGUCUAAACAUAGGCGACUUAACAGGUGGAGGGGGAGCUGGAGCUGGACAGGGCAUCAACAUCGGCGACCUCGCAAAUGCUCAGCAAGCGCAUGAAGGCGGAAACAACAACAACUUGAACCUCGACGGUGUUCUGGAUGGCUUGAAUAAGAACAAAGGAGGAGGUGGUGGUAGGAAGAAUACUAACAAUGUUGAGAUUAUUGAGGUGAAGGAGACUGUGAUUGAGAGGAUCCAGCAGAAUAAAACGGUUACCGAGUUGAAGAUUGAGAGUGCUACGAUUACCGAAAAAGUGACGGAGAAAGUCACUGAGAAGGUAACCGAAACUGUCAAGGAAACCGUUGCGCAGAAUGUUGGGCAGACUGUUGCAACAACGGUCACGAUCACUCAGACUGCGGCUGGGCAAGCGGCUGCGGCUGGAACUGUGACUGUAACUGAGAGUAUCUGCUCCAACACCGCAGCCGCGGCCUCGGCAGCCUUCUCUCUAGGAGCAACCUCCGCUGCUGCAGCCCAAGGAUCUGCCGUGACCGUCAUCGCCGGCUCUUCAGCAGGCGGCCAAGGACAAGCUCAAGCCUCCGUCGCUGGAUCUUCCGCAGCCGGAGCUGCGAGUGCAGUAACCGUCAUCGCGGGCGGAGGUAAUGCAGCUGGUGCCGCCAGUUCAGCGGGUGCUCUUCCCCCAGCAACGACUGUCCGAGCGGCCGAUAACUCCAUGUGUACAUGCUCAUGCCAAUGUCCCGCUGGUUCGUUCCCUAUACAGGCACAACAAGCACAGCCCUUCCAGCUCCAGACGGGCAGUAUGGCGGGGAUGGUUGCACCCCCUGCCAGCACGCUUUCCACGGUGGUGGCUGGUGCGGCUGGGAGUGCUGUGACGGUGAUAGCUGGUUCGACGGCUGGCGCGGGUGGUGCGAGUGCUGCGGGUUCUGCUGCGGGUUCCGCUGCGAGCGCGGCCGGGAGUGCUGUCACGGUAAUUGCUGGUGGCUCUUCUGGUGUAGCCGGUCAGGCAGCUAGUUCCGGGGCCGUGACGAGCGCAGCGGGUCAAGCUGGAAGUGCGGUGACUGUCAUCGCCGGGUCUUCAGCUACUGCGGGUGCGGGCGCGGAAUCCACUGCCGCAGCGGCAGCAAGUGAGAGCGCCGUAACUGUCAUUGCUGGCUCCUCUGGAUCCGGAUCGAGCGCAGCAUUCGCACUGAGUACUUCGGCCGCAGGAGAAGCCAUUGCUUCGAGCUCUGCAGGAGAAGCCAUUGCCUCGAGCUCCGCAGGAGAAGCCAUUGCUUCAAGCUCCGCAGCAAGCAGUUCUGCCGCGGCAACAAGCGCACCGCCAGCAGCUCAGUCCCAGGUCGCCGGCUCUUCGGAGACACUGAGCUCCACAGCAACAGUACAGAACAACAGACUCCCCUUCGACAUCUCUACGAUAGCGCUGCAGAGCGCCGUAACAGUCAAGCUGGGGGCUCGGAUGCCGAGGCCGACGGCGAGGUAA